AUGGCAUCGAGUAUUCCUGGUCCAGUUGCAUUACCUGAGUCACGUUAUGAUUUGAAUACUUACUGGGGUCGUGUGCGUCACUGUGCAGAAAUUGCCGAUCCUACUAUGCUACUUACUACAGAGGCAGAUCUUAAACAGGCUAGGGAUAUCAUCAGUGCUUAUCGACAUGGGAAGUUGAAAGAACCUACUCCAGAGUUCUGGUAUGCGAAGAAACAGUUGGAUUCUACUGUACACCCUGAUACUGGUGAUACGGUUUUGUUGCCCUUCCGGAUGUCUAGUAAUGUGUUAUCGAAUUUGCUUGUGACAACUGGUAUGUUAACUCCUGGUAUGGGUACCAUGGGUACGGUCUUCUGGCAAUGGGCUAAUCAGUCUUUGAAUGUUGCAGUGAAUUCUGCGAAUUCCAACAAGUCGCAUCCAAUGUCUACACAGCAAUUGGUUACAAACUACACAGCUGCUGUGACGGCUUCUUGUGGUGUUGCUGUUGGUUUGAAUAAGCUGGUGCCUAGGUUAAAGAAUCUCUCUGCCAAUACCAAGAUGGUUUUGGGAAGGCUGGUGCCCUUCGCCGCCGUUGUUUCAGCAGGUGUUAUUAAUGUGUUUUUAAUGAGGGGCAAUGAGAUUCGCAAGGGCAUUACGGUAUACGAUUCGAAUGGGGAUGAGGUUGGGAAGUCUAAAAAAGCUGCGUUUUUGGCAGUUGGUGAGACAGCGCUAAGCAGAGUGAUUAAUGCAACGCCAAUUAUGGUGAUACCUCCCUUGAUUAUGGUGCGUUUGCAGAAGGGUCCGCUUAAGGGUAAACGGUUUGCAGUUCAGUCAUUAGUCCAGUUGGUUGUCAUCACAGCGACUGCAUUUGCAGCGUUGCCUUUUGCUCUAGGCGUGUUCCCUCAAUACCAAGCUAUAAAUGUGAAGAAACUGGAACCUGAGCUAUCUGAAAAGAAAGACAGAGAUGGUAAGGUGAUUCAGCAAGUCUAUUUCAACAGAGGGAUGUGA
Messenger RNA from Eremothecium cymbalariae DBVPG#7215, 984 nucleotides. RefSeq names its product Fsf1p (gene FSF1). The record is from RefSeq and is a predicted model, not a curated record. The transcript has a single exon. Lineage: Eukaryota; Fungi; Ascomycota; Saccharomycetes; Saccharomycetales; Saccharomycetaceae. Gene Ontology annotation, molecular function: monoatomic ion transmembrane transporter activity. Gene Ontology annotation, biological process: mitochondrial transmembrane transport; monoatomic ion transport. The coding region runs from base 1 to 984 and encodes 327 amino acids. Gene Ontology annotation, cellular component: mitochondrial inner membrane.